GGCGGAAUUUUAGUCUUAAUCGAGACGUCAACCGCGGCGGAAGGAUUUACGGUUAGGAGAAAGACUUCCGAAAACACGACCGCUUCAGGCAAUAAUGUAAAAUUCGACGGUGUCGCCAAUAACGGUAGAAUUUGAAUCGCAAUUAACAGCUCCGUAAAAUCGGUGUCGAAACGCUAAACACGUCGGGUGAUCGAUCAAUCAGCCUGAGACAGGUGAAAUGGCAUUUUCGGCCAAAUUUUGUGUUUUGGCUCUUGCGAUCGUGAUUUUGUGCAUCGGUUCCGGUGAUGCGUUUUUCUUCUUGCUAAAAUCGUUGGCUCACAUCGGACGAUAUGACGACGGCUACGACGACCAAUACAACUAUGUGCAACCUACUUAUGGAAAUCCACAGGUGAAGGAGAUUCCGGAGUAUGAUUUUAUUAUCGUGGGAGCUGGUCCUGCCGGGUGUGUUCUGGCGAAUAGGUUGUCCGAAAAUGCGCGAUGGAAGGUUCUUCUGUUGGAGGCGGGACCCGGAGAGAACGAAUUGAACAACAUUCCGAUAUUGACGACGUUUUUGCAGAAUUCACAAUACAACUGGGCCGAUGUUGCGGAAGCUCAGAACGAGUCUUGCUGGGGUAUGAUUGACCAACGGUGCAGCAUACCCCAUGGCAAAGGACUUGGCGGCUCUACGCUCAUCAACUACAUGAUGUACACACGAGGUAAUCCAGCCGAUUACGAUCGAUGGGCUGCAAUGGGAAACCCAGGUUGGUCGCACAACGAAGUUUACCCGUACUUUCUGAAAACCGAACGUGCAUCGCUGCGAGGACUGGAAAACUCCUCUUAUCACGGAUACGACGGAGAACUCAGCGUUGAGUUUCCACCGUUUCGCACCGAUCUGGCCCGGACCUUCGUAAAAGGCGCCCGAGAAAUUGGCCACAAGAAGAUCGAUUACAAUGGGAAAGGUCAGCUUGGAGUGUCCUACGUACAAACGAACACAAUCAAUGGAAUGCGUCAGACUGCGUAUCGUGCAUUGAUCGAACCUAUUCUGGCCAACCGACCGAAUUUACAUGUGAAGGCUUACAGUAGAGUGACAAAGAUCUUGAUUAAUCCAAACACCAAAAGUGCGUAUGGAGUAACCUAUACGAAAAACUUCCGAAAUUUCGACAUACACGCUCGCAAGGAGGUUAUCGUUACUGCAGGAGCCAUAAAUACACCGCAGCUAUUGAUGCUAUCUGGAAUCGGUCCUGAAGAUCUACUCCAAGAUAUUAAAGUUCCGGUAGUGCAGAAACUUCCAGUGGGGCAGAAUAUGAUUGACAGCAUUGUAUUCAAUGGAUUGACAUUCGUAUUGAACGAAACUGGACGCGCUUUACUCACCGAUAGCAGAUUCCAAUUGAACUCUAUAGCAGAUUACUUCAACGGUCAAGGUCCCUUGACAGUUCCAGGAGGGGUGGAAGCUGUCGAUUUCUUGCAAACCAGUCGUGCUGAUCAACCGGGUGUACCAGAUGUUGCAGUAAUUUUCUCAACGGGAUCUUUGGUUUCUGACGGAGGACUUGGGUUGCGCAGUGGAAAACGGAUAAAGACAAGCUUGUACAAUAAGGUUUAUAAACCAUUGGAGACCUUGCCGAACGAUCAGUGGACUGCUACCGUUGCAUUACUUCAUCCUAAAUCCAGGGGCUACAUUAAGCUGCGGAAUGCAAAUCCAUUCAACAGUCCUAAGAUACACACAAACUAUCUGACGGAGGACGAUGAUGUUGAAACUUUGCUCGAGGGAAUCAAAGAAGCGGUACGGCUUUCGAAAUCUCCCUCGAUGAAGCGUUACGAUGCACGUGUGCUUGGAAUUCCACUUCCCAACUGUAAGCAAUACGAGAUUAGCGAUGACGACUAUUGGCGAUGCGCUAUACGGACGCUUUCCAGUACGGCAUAUCAGCAGCUCGGCACAUGCAAAAUGGGACCUCAGGGCGACCCAACGGCUGUAGUUUCCUCGGAUUUGGAAGUACACGGCGUAGAAAAUCUAAGGGUCGCCGAUGUGAGCGUUGUUCCAACUACAAUUUCCGGACACUCCGCUGCCAUCGACUAUAUGAUUGGCGAGAAGGCGGCUGACCUGAUCAAACAACGAUGGAAUAUGUGAUUGAAAUAGAAUACUGCCCAUUUGUUUAUCUGAGAAUCGCUUCAUCUGAGAUAUUAAGAAUCUUACAAUGUAAGAUGUAACGUUUAAGAAUAAGUAAGAUAAUUUAUUGCAUUUUUUAGAAAUAAAUGAUACCGAUA
Aedes aegypti (yellow fever mosquito) is the source of this 2241-nucleotide messenger RNA. RefSeq names its product glucose dehydrogenase [FAD, quinone]. Gene Ontology annotation, molecular function: oxidoreductase activity, acting on CH-OH group of donors; flavin adenine dinucleotide binding. Lineage: Eukaryota; Metazoa; Arthropoda; Insecta; Diptera; Culicidae. Bases 218 to 2104 code for a protein of 628 amino acids. The transcript is spliced from 3 exons. The record is from RefSeq and is a predicted model, not a curated record.